AUGGCGACGGAAAUGGCCUCUGAAUGCAAGAUUAUAGUUAAAAAACCUAUGCUACUGAAGGUUGGAGAUUUGGCUAGCGAGUUCAGGUCUGGUGUGUCAGUGGUUGACAUAAUUCUUCCAGGAAUGAAUGCUGUGCAGGUAAUGCAGAAUUGGAUUAUUUAACCCACACACUCGAACAAUCUAUUCGGUUCGCCUUCAAUCUUGCUUCAAUGAGUCAAAAUGUAGGAGAUUCCAGCUUGAAACAAAAUCACAGGCUUAACAUAGAGCUUCAGAGUUUGUGUGUUAUUGAAGGGUGUAGUAUAGUGAAAUAAACUUCAACAUAAAAGAAUUUUAUUGUACUGUUAUUUUCUCAGGCUACAAAAGUUGCCUCUUUUUCGUGAGUUGUUUCGAGCAUUGCUUGUAAUAGGGCUAGGUGCUAAAUUUUUAUUUGUAGGAAUUUUUAAAUUUUCGCUAGAACGUAAAGGGCUCAGCCUUUUAUUCCACCUUAUUCUGUUUAGUUCUCUUACAAUUCAGAGGAUAGAUUUGAUAGCAUUAAUUGCAUUCUCUUUUCAAAUGGAUGUACUCCUAUGCCAUGUAUUGUGAGAGAUCUAAGUAAGAACAGCUUAGAUUGAGAAAAUCAUACUCAGGCCCUCAAAGCCUUGGGCUGGGCAAAUCAAUCUGUUCUAGUUGCUAAAUAGCUGAUAUUAAGGAAUUAUAUGAUGAGGUUAAGCAUGAUAUUCAACAAUUAUUUGCUGAAGGCUAAGUGGAUAUUGUUGAAUAAUCCCCAAGACAAAGUCAAGGGGAUUAUAUGACAUUAUUCAUCGAGCUAUAGGUGAAAAAUUGUUGAGGUGCUUUCAAAUUAUGUUGUAAACAUUUGUUUUGAUGAUGAAACCAUUUUUUCCAAUUGAUUUGACUACUGUUAUCAAAGAGAAACACCCUACUCUAUAUUGACUGUAUGCCCUUGACCAAUCAGAGUUUUGAUAGUAGGUCUAAUGUAUGAGAACAUUAGUUAUCAAACAGUUCAGAUUAUUAAACUUAGCUUAGCUUAGUUUUUUUCUCUUUUUAAUGUACUUUAUCAGGUUGGAAAGCUGACAUUUAAGAACUCUUACACAGCGUCUGUUAUGGUAAAACUGAAAGUUAUAGGUAAGUUUGUUCAUAAAAUUGAUAUUUUUCUUUUAAUAUUUGUGAUUUCACUGAUAAAAGUGUUGCAAAUCCAUUUAUACCACUCUUAUAUGAUUAUGAUAUAUCUUUCAUUUUAUAAUAUUAAUAUAUCAUGAUCAGUUAAAGAUGAAAAGAUGCAAUCCUUCUGAGAGUAAUUACUAUGCAACUUGAGUCAGAUGACUAAAGGCAAUUUUGUUGUAAUGGUUACAAACACUAUCAGUGAUACGUAGUCAUUCUGAACAAUUGUGAAAUGGGAAAAAUGACAGUUUAAUAAAUACUAUUACUGUAUAAUUUGUUGUUAACUGAAGGACUCUUUUAGAUCAUGCAGGUGCUGAGCAAUGGAAAACCCUUGUGAAGAACUACACUCUGAUGCCUCAUCCUCAUUUAGAAACAGGAAGCCAGGAUUUUUUUGUGAUUAAUAUUAGUAAGGUAUAAAAUUUUACUUAAAUGUGAUACAAGACAACUAAACAGUAACACUUGACUGAUGAAAGAAGAUCUAUUCAAAGUUAGAUUUUCUCUCUGAAGUUCUAUAUUAGGUAGAUGCAUAGCUUGAGGGAAAUAAAGAUUAUUAUUUCUCAUACUUAAAAGGUUUUAAAGAAUUGAAGAGGUAAACUAAGGCAAAUUGACAAGCUUUGAAAAUACACUGAACAUCAAUCCCUUUUUGGGGAAGAGGACAUUUUAUUAUUGAUUAUUAUCUUACAACAUGAGAGAGAAAAUUUGGCAUAGGGGAAAACUCUUAUAAAAUGGUUGGCAACCAAUAUUGCCCUAAUCAACUGUGGUCUUGUUCACUUUCAUACACUUGACAUUGUGAGACACACUUGUAUUGCUAAUACCAUGUGCGAUUCUGUAACAAUGAGAUGCAUAAACAGUGUGUGUGAGCCAGUUCUGAUACCAUGUUCCUUUUCACCUUGGGAACUACUUGUAGAAAUAUUAGUGUACUCCUUCCAAGUGGUUUCAGAUUGAAAGGCAGUGCCAAUCAAGGAUUAAAUUAUCUUUCAGCUUGGUAAUUGUGAAUUUCUAUUUUCUGAUGUACUUAUCAUUUUUAUUUCUUCAGAAUGCUUUUCUGGCCUGUGAAUAACAACUUAGGACUGUAAAUUCUAUUUUACCAAAGCUCCUUACUUUUCUCUAAAACACAACUAGUCACAUACAGGGUAAUUUUAUGAAAUGCCAAUUGUCAUCUUUUUGUUAUUUCCUUUGGGUAAUGAAGAGGUGUAGUCACUUUUUCUUGACCGGCUGACUAUAUUUCAUCUGCAAUGAUCAUGAGUUGGUUUACCUCUUGGAACAAGGGAAAUGUUAAAAUUUCCAAACAGAGAUUAGUGACUGGUUUUUCGGUGGUACUGGAUGAUGAUUUGUAAUGAUUAUGUGGCUCUUAAUUUCUCCUUAGGGUAAAUUUUCUAUUAGUAGAGGGUUGCCAAUGUUCAGUGCUAAACCUUGAAAGUUUCCCUUUGUACAAUGUUUUUGCCUUUAUUUGAUAAAGAUGGAAUCACAUUUAGGUGCUCUCAUUUGAAAGGGUAAAUCUUCCUGUCUAUUUUUUCUAGAGUUUCCAAAUGUGUUAAAGGUAAUGCAACUGAAAACUGUGGCUGAAACUUCCCUUUAUUCAGCAGCUAGUGGUUACUUAUUGUGUAGAGUUAAGGACUGUAAACAAUGGGCAUCAUUCAAAGAUUGGAAUCACUAUUUUCCUGUUAUCAUGAUUACUCUUGGCAUACCCAGGUGGAUACAAAAUAAUACAAAGGAAACCUCUAAACUUAAUGAAUUAGCAGUUUCAAUUAAUGGUAUUAUACUCUCUUAGAUGUCAAAGCAGUGUAUGUUAUAUAUUACAAUAAAUUAAUUUUUAGAGGUUAAACUGGCAAAAAUAAAUAGAGUCAAGUAUUGUACAGUACAGCUAUCACACUGAGAUCACUUUUUAAUCAUUUUAGACUGACAAGCCUCCUCUUCAAGUGAUAAUGAUGAGGUUAAUUCUCCGACAACCUUCCCCUCACUGGAGUAACUUUGGCAUAGAAGAGAUAAAGUGCUUUCUACAUUCACCUAUGGUAAUUCAACAAGUUUUUUUGUGCUUAAACUAACUUUUUGUUUGUCGAAAGUUAAAACAGAAUGAUAUUUUUUCACCUUUCUAUGCCCAGAUGUUUCAAACAAAUCAUGUAUUGACAUCUCAAUACAGUUAUGAACAGUUGAAUGACAAAUAAAUGGAAACAUAUCAUUCUGUACCAACUUUUAGAAAGAUGUAAGAAUACAUAUUGACCCUUCAACUCCAAUGAGUGACCAGGACAGAAUUUCUCCUUACAAUACCAAUACAAUAUCAGUUAUAAAUGUAACGAGAAUAAAAUAAAAUAUCAACUAGGGAGAUAAUUAGUUGAUCCAUUUAACUAAAUUCUCCCAAUUAAACUCAUAAGAAUUGUAUGGUUGACAGUAACAAGAAUUACCAAUGAGAUCUUGGUUGUGAAAGGGUUAAAGCAUUCAUUCAUUCAUUCUCCAGAGGAAAAAGUUAUCAAUAAUAUAUUAUUUUGUCAAAUUGUUGAACCAGAAGCAUAUACCAGCAGCAGGUUGAAAGUAUUAUGAAACUGUGUGUAAAUUUCAAAUACUACUGAAUGUGGAAAAAAUAUGAAUCCAAAGUUUGUAGUAUUGAGUUUAGAUCUGUUGGUUUAUAUUAGUCCCUGCCCCCUUCUUUCACAUUUUAAAACCAGUAUGGAUGAUAUCUUUGCAAGUUCUUAUGUAGAAUCAAAACAGUAAACAUGGAAGGAAGUGACAUCCCUUUAUGAAUUCACAGUUAAUUCAAUGAUCAUUAAACCACAACUCUUAGCUAAUACCCCAUAUGCAUCAAAGCUUUAAUAUGUUUUGAGCUGUAUGUUAAACACUGUAUAGAAUAGUUUUCUUUAUAGGAGCUAGGUAAACUGCUGCUUUUCAACUUCAACUUUAAUACUUUGAAAUAACGACUAACUACUUUGCAUGAGAAAAUUCAGUUUUUCAGUUCUCUGUUUCUGAUUUUCAUUCAGUUAAACCCGGUUGAACUAAACAUGUUUUGCUGGCAUGAAUGGGGUACUAGUCUUGUUUGAAUUUGUUUAAAAAAUGUUGUCAUUCUAUUUUCCAAUGUCAUGUGUAGAAAAGUCCAAGAUAUAGCUUUAAUGCUACAAAUUCUAGCAUAUAAUAAGACUGUCAUUGCUUUUCAGAAUUGCUCAUCAGUACCAGAAUGGCUACAUAAUGAUGACUGUCAUAAUCCUGGUGGAAUCAAAGCAGUACAGGUGCAUAUCCAAUGUGAUAUAAUUGUAGUACUUGCCAUCUGUGUGGUUGUGUUAGUGUACAACCUAUUGAAAAUUAUUGUAAGAGUUUUUGUAAAAACUCCUCUAGGACUCACAAACGCUAUGUUUUGUUAAAAUUAAUUGCCCUCUGCCAGAGUAUUAGAGGCAGGUUGGUCCAAAGUUGGUUGAAGAGGAUUUAGUCUCAGUAGCUGUUUGUUGUCCAGUGUAUGUCACUUUCAAUAAUUCCAUAAUUUUACAUUUUAACAUUUUACAGUCAAGUGAAUUGGGUGCUUCUAGAUGUGGUAGUUAAACUUAAUAAUUGCAAAGUGACCAUUUUAUCAAGAAUUCAUUGAAGCUUACAAUCUUUGUUUCAGAAUGUCUCUAACUCAGAGAAUGUGGCCUCCAGCAUUCAGCAACUUUGGGCAUUGACCCAGGGGGUGAUAUCCUCAAAACAGAAUCUGUCUAUUGGUCGUUUUGAUGUAAGUUUUAAGCUUUAUUGGUUUCAAUAGCAAUGAUAAAAAUUCACUCAUUUGGCUGAUCAUGAGAACUUGUUUUUUAGAUUGACAGAAGCUAUGACAUCAACUUGUUAUCUUACACAUAACAGUACAGCUGCUUGAUGUAUGUGAUUUCCUGGCCAAGGGAAGAGAGGAAAUAUGAACCAUGUGAUGUUCAUAUGUCAGUAUGGUUCCAUACAGAGUAAACAAGGCUGAUGCUUACAAUGUAUCAUCUAUCUUCAACUGGGAGAUUCCCAAUGGGAGAAGCAUCUGAGAAUUCCUACAGAUGUAAUUAUGGAUCUGACUGAGUUUAUACAACAGAACGACCAGUUUGAAUUUGAUAGUGAACACUACACUUAGGACAGCUAUUGACUAAAAAAUGGCACCUGCCUAUGUCAAUUUAUUUAGGGAUAGAUUGGAAGGAAAAUUUUUGACACAAGAUCUGAUUAGGCUGUAUGUUUGGUUGAGACACAUUGAUAACAUUUUUAUGGUGUGGACUAGUGGCAAGGAUGAAUUGGGAACAUUUUUUAAUUACUGAAAUGAAUGAUGAAUGUAUG
Messenger RNA from Pocillopora meandrina, 5424 nucleotides. NCBI's taxonomy places the organism in Eukaryota, Metazoa, Cnidaria, Anthozoa, Scleractinia, Pocilloporidae. The record is from the annotation of a GenBank genome assembly.